Molecule: messenger RNA, 2292 nt
Organism: Aegilops tauschii subsp. strangulata
Lineage: Eukaryota; Viridiplantae; Streptophyta; Magnoliopsida; Poales; Poaceae
Source: RefSeq, a predicted model, not a curated record
AUGGAUAGUUUCAAUAGCUGGAUCAGGGCUCACGGCCUUGAUGAGAUUGAGGUCAAUAAUAGAAGGUUCACUUGGUCAAACAAAAGAGUAAACCCAACGCUUGUGCGCCUUGACAGAGUGUUGGUGAACACUGAUUGGUUGCUGGGGUUUGCUCAUGUUUCUGCUGAUGCUAUUCCUACUGUCACUUCAGAUCAUGUGCCUAUUCUAGUACAGUUCAGCCAUGAGGUUAACAAAAGCAACUUGUUUCGCUUGGAAAAUCACUGGUUAGUCAUGGAGGAUACACGCAAGAUCAUCCUGGAGGACGAUGGAAGAGAAACAUGGGCCAGCCUCGAGUUGCUCAUCAUCAACAACAAGCACGUUGUUGAGUUUCUCAACCUGGUGGAAGAACGGUGUCUAUUGUCUUCUCUAGAAAUGGCUCUCAGGCAGUUUGCUUCUGCUAAAGCUGAGCAGCUGAUCCUGUGGGAUGAGAGUAACACGUUUUUCCAUGCUGCAGCUAAUGGUCAUGCUAGAAGGAACAAGAUCCGAGUUAUUAUGCAUGAAGGAGUUGAGUUUUUUGACAUCGCACAGAAACUUCAGCUUGCUACCAACUACUUCUCCGAACUGAUUGGCCAGCCUGCUAUGUCUUUGCCAACUGUCCAGCUGAGCUCUCUGUACCCUGUUUUGGAUCUCUCUUGUCUUGAAAUAGAGUUCACUUGGUCGGAGAUUGUUGCUGCCAUUAAUCAUUCCCCAAACAACCGAAGCCCUGGCCCAGAUGGUUUAACAAACGAGUUCUACAAGCAGUUCCACUCCACUCUUCGGCCUGACCUGAAGCUCUUCUUCUCCGAGCUGUAUCACAAUCGUGUGGACCUGCUCGGGAUCAACACGUCCUUUGUUUCCCUCCUUCCUAAGAAGAGUAUGCCGUUGGAGCUAACAGAUUUCAGGCCUAUAUCCGUUGUGCACAGCAUACCAAAACUGGCCAGCAAGGUUCUUGCUCGGAGACUGCAGUGUCAGAUACCACAUCUUAUCCACUCUCUUCAGUCAGGUUUUGCUAAGGGAAGGUCUAUUGUAGAAAACUUUGCCAUGGCCACAGAUAUGGUUCAGACUGCUCACAAGAGAAAACUACCUAUGGUUGUGCUGAAGCUUGAUUUCCGGAAAGCCUUUGACAAGGUUAGCUGGCAAUGCCUCUUCACCAUCAUGGAAGCUAGAGGUUUUCCUCGGCGCUGGAGUCGUUGGGUCUCCUCUCUCCUAUCGACUGCCAGCUCCAGGGUUUUGAUUAAUGGGCAGCUUGGGGAGUCCUUCAAUGCAAAUAAAGGUUUAAGGCAGGGCGAUUCCACGUCACCUUACUUGUUCAUCCUGGUUGCAGACGUGUUGCAAAGGCUUUGCUAUGCCCAGUUUGAAGCUGGAAACCUGGUUCACCCGCUUGGAUCUGAUCGGCUGUUUCCAGUGUUACAAUACGCGGAUGACACGCUGCUGCUCUUCCAAGGCAACCUGCAACAAGCCAAUGUCAUCGAGCAGAUCCUAACUGCCUUCUCGGAUUUCUCGGCCUUACAUAUCAAUUUUCACAAAAGUACUCUAGUUCCUGUUUGCAUGGACAACACGGUUGCCAGUCAGAUUGCUGCCCUCUUUGGAUGCCCUGUGUCCUCGUUCCUCUGCACAUACCUAGGGCUUCCUCUCUCCUUGCAUAAAAUCAGACAUGGUGUACUUCUGCCAGUUAUACACAGGGUCAAUAAGAGGCUGUCUGGAUGGUUAGCUGCUCUUCUGUCUGCUGGAGUGCAAUAUUGCAAGCAGCAGCUGUUCUCUGGUGCCCAUCACAGGGACACGCCGCUCUGGAAGAACUUUAAGCAGUUCAUUCCUUUCCACAGAAUUUUCCUAUGGCUGGCCUACUGGGAUCGUCUGAAUACUCGGGACAAUAUGGCUAAAAAACAGUGGUCCUCUAUUGCCUCGCAUGCUUCCUGCGACAUCUGCCCAGCUAUCGAGUCUUUCAGCCAUAUAGCUUUGAGAUGUGCUUCUGCCUCUGCUUUGUGGGAGAGAUUUGACCUUCUUGAAGUUGCUCUUAGCUCUGUGGAUUUAUUGGCUUUCUUACAGCAUGCUCACUUGCACUUGCCCGCUUCACGUAAGCUACUUCUUUUGAUUGCUGCUGCCCUGGUCACUCUUUGGCAUGCCAGAAAUGACCGGAUCUUCAAUUGUAAACGCUGGUCUCUGCCUUACACCAGGAUGUAUGCAGCUGAGCUUUUAUCUCUUUGGAAUCACCGUGCACGAAGCCUAGAAGACAAAAAUGCUCUUGUAUGCUGGUCACAGACACUGUUGGCAUAG